AUGCAGACUCUACAAUAUAUGCGCUCUCUACUGCAACCGGACGAGCAGCCAUUGCAGUCGUGCGCGUAUCAGGUCCGGCCUGUGCCUCGUCUCUGCCCAAAUCAUCCCCUCCCAAAGCCUCGCUAUGCAGCCCUUCGCACUCUCUACGAUCCAACCCAACCCCCAACCACAAACACAAUUCUGGACGCCGGCGCUCUAGUCCUCUACUUCCCCUCUCCCCGAACAGCAACAGGCGAAGACAUCCUCGAACUCCACAUCCACGGCGGCCCAGCAAUAACAAAAGCCGUCCUCUCAGCAAUCGCGCAAACAAACACCCCAGACCAAACAGUCCGCUACGCCGAAGCAGGCGAAUUCACCCGUCGCGCCUUCAUGAACGACCGUCUCAGCCUACCUCAGAUCGAAGCACUAAGCGACACACUCUCCGCCGACACAGAGCAGCAGCGAAGACUAGCCGUGCGCGGCUCGAGCGAUGCGUUGCUGAACCGGUAUGAGCAGUGGCGCCAGGGUCUGCUGUAUGCGCGCGGCGAGCUGGAAGCGUUGAUUGAUUUCUCCGAGGAUCAGCAUUUCGACGAGUCGACUGAGGAGCUUGUUUCGUCUGUUGCGGGACAGGUGCGCACGCUGAGCGUGCAGAUCGGGUUCCAUAUUGCUAAUGCGUCGCGUGGGGAGUUGCUUAGGAAUGGUAUUCGGGUUGCGCUUUUGGGGGCGCCGAAUGCGGGCAAGAGUUCGUUGCUUAAUCGCGUUGUUGGGAAAGAGGCAGCUAUUGUUAGUACGGAGCAGGGGACUACCAGGGAUAUUGUGGAUGUUGGGGUUGAUCUUGGGGGGUGGUAUUGUAAACUUGGGGAUAUGGCGGGCAUUCGGGCUGAGGGGGGUUCGGGUGAUGGUGAGGUGGUUGUUAUUGGGGCCGUUGAGAAAGAGGGGAUUCGUCGGGCUAGAGAGAGGGCCUUGGAGUCCGAUGUUGUUAUUGUGGUUGUUUCACUGGAAGACACUGCCGCUGGUGUCCGGUUGUUCGUUGAGCCGGAGGUGCUUGGUGCUGUUAAUGACUGUGUCGAGGCGGGCAAAUGUCUCGUGGUCGCUAUCAACAAGUGCGACAAGCUACAAACGGCUUUGGAACGUGGUGUACCGCAGUCAUUGUCUGAUACUAUCCACGACCUCUUCCCUUCAGUGCCAGCAGACCGCGUGUUUGCCAUUUCCUGCGAGGAAGCUAAGCGGGGAGCAUCUCUCAAUACCACUACAGAUCCGGGUAAUCUACAGGUCUUUCUACGUGGGCUAAUUACGACCUUUGAGCAGAUUGCCUCGCCUCUUGGCGUGGAUGGAGAUGGAGGGUAUGAUCUUUCGUAUUGGGAAGAUUCUCUAGGUGUCACACAUCGCCAAAGUUCUAAUCUUCAAAGAUGUCUCGAUCAUCUGGACGACUUCCUAUCCCAAGCUUCCUCUGCUGAAUGCCCUGACUCCUCGCUCAAGAAAGAACUCGGCUCUUUUGAUUCCCAUGUUGAAUGUGAAGUCGAUAUCGUCACCGCUGCGGAACAUCUGCGCUUUGCAGCUGAUAUGUUGGCCAAGAUCACAGGAAAAGGUGAGAGUGGUGAUGUUGAGGAUGUGUUGGGAGUUGUUUUUGAGAAAUUCUGUGUCGGCAAGUGA
This is a messenger RNA of Penicillium expansum, 1632 nucleotides long. RefSeq names its product tRNA modification GTPase. The transcript is spliced from 3 exons. Gene Ontology annotation, biological process: tRNA wobble uridine modification; tRNA methylation. Gene Ontology annotation, cellular component: mitochondrion; cytoplasm. Bases 1 to 1632 code for a protein of 543 amino acids. The record is from RefSeq and is a predicted model, not a curated record. NCBI's taxonomy places the organism in Eukaryota, Fungi, Ascomycota, Eurotiomycetes, Eurotiales, Aspergillaceae. Gene Ontology annotation, molecular function: protein binding; GTP binding; GTPase activity.